AUGCGGCCCCUGCUCUGCGCGCUGGCCGGGCUCGCCCUGCUCCGCGCCGCCGCUGCUGAACCCUUCAUGCCCUCCCAUGGAGACCCAGCUUGGAACACAGGGUGUGACAGACACAUGGCUAUCCACGGCCGUUUAGACGUCAUAGAGGAGACGGUGGAGAAGACGGUGGAACACCUGGAGGCAGAAGUGAAAGGCUUGCUGGGUCAGCUGGAGGAGCUGGCCUGGAACCUGCCCCCGGGGUCUUUCAGCCCCACGACCCCCGACCUCCUCGGAGAGGAUGGCUUUGGAGCACCGGAGCCAGAGCUGCCCGGCAACUGGAAAUGACACGCCCGUGGUGCAGCUUCUCUGGGCACAGAGUGGCACAUGGUGGCCUGCCUUCCUCAGCUUUGUGCACAAUAAAAGCUACUCCCUUGGUC
Messenger RNA from Lynx canadensis (Canada lynx), 416 nucleotides. It is a transcript of the gene PLAC9, whose product is annotated as placenta associated 9. Lineage: Eukaryota; Metazoa; Chordata; Mammalia; Carnivora; Felidae. The record is from RefSeq and is a predicted model, not a curated record. Bases 1 to 324 code for a protein of 107 amino acids. The transcript has 4 exons.